AUGUCCGUGCUGACAAGAGCGUCCCUUGUCGAGUACAACCUUCUCCCUAUCGGAAAGGGUGCGGAUAUUUCGAAGGUGAUAGUCGAUGCUUACGCAAAGAGCGGAAGGGAGGCCGUCUGCGUCCUCAACGUCUCCGAAAUAGAGAGGCACUACAACAUCUGGAAAACGCAUCUUCCCGAGGUUCAGGUCCGUUAUGCCGUCAAGUGCAACAUGCACCCGUUACUCCUACGCUCCCUGCACCUUCUUGGAGCAGGGUUUGACUGUGCCUCUCCCGCUGAGGUGCGCGCUGCUCUGUCUGCCGGCUGCCCUCCCUCGAAGAUAAUAUAUGCAAACCCGCAGAAACCCAAGCGAUCCAUUGAAGAAGCGUUUCGCCUUAAUUGCAAUACCUUCACGUUCGAUUCCGAACAUGAACUGCUAAGUAUGCUUGAGAGUACCCCUCCUGGAAAGGUAGGCCGCUUUGUGCUCAGGCUUCUCCCUCCCGAUGAGUCCUCCUCCAUUUGUCGCUUUGGCGUGAAAUUUGGGGCUUCUCCCAGUGAGUGCUAUCGCUUGAUCAGGCUUUGUAAGCACCUGGGAGCAAACUUAGUUGGUUUCAGCUUUCACGUUGGCUCAGGGUGCGGCUCUGUUGACUCCUUCCGCUUAGCCGUCCAAUAUAUGGGAGAGGCAGCAAAGUUUGCCAAGGAGCAGGGCUUCACCCUCACAGUCUUGAACAUAGGUGGUGGGUACAUGUCCAAGGGCGCAGAGCGUCAUUACGAUGAGCCAAACAGACAUGCACACAUAACUCCUCCUAGCUUCGAAGAGAUAGCCUCUGCCCUCAGGGAGGAGAUAAACAGGAUCAAGGUUUACUUUACUAACAAAUCUGAGGACCUAGAGAUUAUGGCGGAGCCGGGGAGAUUCUUUGCAGGGGAUAUCAUGACCCUGGGAACGCGAAUAUAUGGCAGGCGCAUCAUCUUUGACAAAAUCGAAGACAACAGCUGCCUCACUGAGAAGGAGAUUAUGGAAUCAGGUAAGGCGUCCAUUAAUGAGGUCAAGUACUAUGUCGGGGAUGGUGUGUACGGAUAUUACAACGCCAUUCUAUUCGACCAUGUUGUCCCGCAUCUGCGUUUUACAGAUAAGCAUGGCAAUCGCAAGGAGCUCUCCGGGGCUCAUGCAGGGUCUAGCCUAAAUACGUCUAGCAUCUUUGGUCCAACAUGCGAUUCUCUGGAUUGCAUUCUGAAGGAGCGCAAGCUCCCCCUCUUGGACGUCGGGGACUGGGUGAUCACAGACGCAUUUGGAGCCUAUACUUAUGCAGCAGCAACGGAGUUCAACGGAAUUCCCCAUGUUAGCGUCGUUUGUUGUAUAGAGGAGUGA
Messenger RNA from Giardia duodenalis, 1347 nucleotides. RefSeq names its product Ornithine decarboxylase. The record is from RefSeq and is a predicted model, not a curated record. Gene Ontology annotation, molecular function: ornithine decarboxylase activity. Gene Ontology annotation, cellular component: cytoplasm. The transcript has a single exon. NCBI's taxonomy places the organism in Eukaryota, Fornicata, Diplomonadida, Hexamitidae. Bases 1 to 1347 code for a protein of 448 amino acids.